UCCCUCAGUCUCGACCAAGCUGCCGCUCCUCUUCUCCGUCUCUCUCUAUGUCUGCUUCUCUUCUCUCAAACCAAGCUGCCGCUCCUCUUCUCCGUCUCUCUCUGGAUUGUCCGUUGCUAGCCUUAGCAUGUCAUCAUUACAUGAUCCAUGGGCCAACAAUGUGACCCGACAUAAAGGACACCUUCUAUCACCUGAGUCAUUGAAGGAUGCUCUCGAUGGUGUCACGUCUGUUAUAUCCUGUGUUGGUGGGUUUGGCUCCAAUUCUUACAUGUAUAAGAUUAAUGGGACUGCUAAUAUAAAUGCAAUUAGAGCUGCUUCUGAACAAGGUGUGAAACGAUUUGUGUAUGUCUCUACUGCUGAUUUUGGUGUGGUAAAUUACUUACUGCGAGGAUAUUAUAAGGGGAAGAGAGCUGCAGCAACAGAGCUACUAACCAAAUUCCCUUAUGGAGGACUAGAAGCGUCUGGAUUUAUAACUGGAGUGAAUCAAUUAUUAUCUGAAGGAUUGACGUGUGAGCUGCCACUAUCUUACAAAUUUGCCGGCACCAACCAACUCAAGUCCUUCUACGUUCCAAUGAUCAUUUAAUAUGUGAAGCCUUCAUUGGUGUUAUGUUUUAAUUUUUGGCUUAUGUUUCGAACUUCUAAUUUGGUUUGUAAUUUAAUUAUCAAUUUUUACAUUGGGUUGUAUAAUUCUUAAGAUUGUAUGUUCGGAUUGGAUAACCAUGUUUUGUAUGUUUGGAUUGGAUGACCACAUUUUGUAUUUGGAAGUUAAAAUGCACAUGCUUGGGAUGUAGAAAUUAUUUAAGUUUAUGCCAAAUUUGUACAGGAAUCUGAA
Molecule: messenger RNA, 832 nt
Organism: Prunus persica (peach)
Lineage: Eukaryota; Viridiplantae; Streptophyta; Magnoliopsida; Rosales; Rosaceae
Exons: 8
Coding region: 128-583 (151 amino acids)
Cellular component (GO): mitochondrion
Molecular function (GO): protein-containing complex binding
Source: RefSeq, a predicted model, not a curated record